AUGGAUGUCAAACCGCAGCGCCCCCUGCGCAGCAUACGCGUGAAGAAUGACGAGAAUCUUCCUCCUGACGGCCAUGCCACCAAGACGAUCCACCACCGAAACAAAUCGUCUCCUGCGCUCACAAGUCUGUCUGGGGAUCAAGGGCUAAAAGCCGCACCCAAACGAACCGCUUUUGGGGACGUUAGCAACAUCGCGGCAGCCGCAAGACCCAGCAAAGAUGAUUCAAUCCUUCACACAAAGGCGGGCCUGCAACCUACGGUCAGAUCGGUCCAGCCGCUGUACGAGAGAAAGUCCAUGGGACUCAUGAGACCACAAAGACCCCGUUCAGUGUCGACUCUAAAGAACAUCAUCACAGGCACAAAUGCCAAUGUCAACUCAGAACACUCUCAGGUGUCCACGUCGGAGGUCAUACAUGUCCCAUCGCAGGCUGUGGCCACGAAGAAGACAUUGAUCAAACGACAUACAACGAUCUUCAAAGACUCUCGGUUGGGUGCAGUCCAAGAGACAGACGCCUCACUCUCAAACACAACCGGUGCAACUCUACCAAUCACGAAACACCCAGAGGCAAAGGAGAGUGAAGCUGUCUCGGUGAAGCUCAAUGGCAUCCCCCAGCCUUGUCUGCUCCCACCCCACUCACAAAUCCUUGCCGAGCCGGUUAAAGAGAUUGAAGAGCCUCAGACGGAACUCAGUUUGCCAGGGAUUGAUGAGGUCAGCUUAGGCACUGGCUUGUCUAGCGAGCUAGACAAUGAGACAGUGCUGAAGGAGACUGUUGCUGCCAUCUCAGAACCCUCUGGCUAUCUUGUUACUGUACGACAACAACUAGGCGAUGUAGCCUCUGACUUCCAUGCGCCUCAGUCACAUGCGGGCGUCACUGCAGUUGACAAACAUGACGUUCAUCAGAUCCCUGUUGCAAAGCUUGCUAACCCGGUCGAAGCGGUACCUUCUCUGAAUCCUCAUCAUACCUACAUCCAACGACCGGUAGAACAGGAAGAAUAUUGGGAUGAGGAAGAUGACGAAAACUACGAAGAGGAAGACUACGUGACAGCCAGGUCAUUUCGGUCUAGAGGCGAAAAUACUACUGGCGCAGCCACGGCUGUCCUCUUCCCUCAAAUGAACCAGCGCGCGAGGAAGGAGAUCUCGGCUGCGAAACAGUUGGUCGAGGCCACUCGAUCUCCGGAGGAAGUAGAAGAUGAAAGCUACGACACUAGCAUGGUUGCUGAAUAUGGAGACGACAUUUUUGAGUACAUGAAACAGCUCGAGCUGAAGAUGCUUCCGAACCCGCAUUACAUGGAGAAUCAACACGAAAUCCAGUGGUCUAUGCGCUCCGUAUUGAUGGAUUGGCUUGUCCAAGUGCAUCUCCGCUUCAACCUGCUCCCGGAGACAUUGUUCCUCUGCGUCAAUUACAUCGAUCGCUUUCUAUCCUGCAAGAUCGUGUCACUGGGCAAGUUGCAGCUGGUUGGGGCCACAGCCAUCUUCAUCGCGGCCAAGUAUGAGGAAAUCAACUGCCCUUCCGUGCAGGAGAUUGUCUACAUGGUCGAUGGCGGUUACAGUAUGGACGAGAUCCUCAAAGCCGAACGCUUCAUGCUCACGAUGCUUCAAUUCGAACUCGGCUGGCCUGGUCCGAUGAGCUUUUUGCGCAGAAUCAGCAAAGCCGAUGAUUACGACCUGGAAACGAGAACUUUGGCCAAGUACUUCCUUGAGGUGACCUUGAUGGAUGAGCGAUUUAUUGGCAGCCCUCCCAGCUUCACAGCUGCAGCUUCACACUGCCUUGCACGUACCAUGCUACGCAAGGGAACAUGGAGUGCACACCAUGUUUAUUACUCCGGGUACACUUACUCGCAGCUCAAACCCCUGGUUCAUCUUCUACUGGAGUGCUGUGACGAUCCGCGCAAACACCACAGUGCCGUUUUUAACAAGUACUGCGACAAGCGUUACAAACGAGCAUCGGCUUUCGUCGAGACGGAAAUGCAAAGAGGCUUCCGACUGCCCGAUCCAGCUGCAAUGUUAUCCUUACCUCAGCCAGCGAUGGCUACCUACUACGACGGGGUCUCUUAUUUCCGGGCCUAG
Capronia coronata CBS 617.96 is the source of this 2067-nucleotide messenger RNA. RefSeq lists its product as uncharacterized. Gene Ontology annotation, cellular component: nucleus; cyclin-dependent protein kinase holoenzyme complex; centrosome. NCBI's taxonomy places the organism in Eukaryota, Fungi, Ascomycota, Eurotiomycetes, Chaetothyriales, Herpotrichiellaceae. The record is from RefSeq and is a predicted model, not a curated record. Bases 1 to 2067 code for a protein of 688 amino acids. Gene Ontology annotation, molecular function: cyclin-dependent protein serine/threonine kinase regulator activity. Gene Ontology annotation, biological process: mitotic cell cycle phase transition; regulation of cyclin-dependent protein serine/threonine kinase activity. The transcript is spliced from 3 exons.